Aureobasidium pullulans EXF-150 is the source of this 2238-nucleotide messenger RNA. Its product is annotated as cell division control protein. Gene Ontology annotation, biological process: mitotic DNA replication checkpoint signaling; cell division; DNA replication initiation. The record is from RefSeq and is a predicted model, not a curated record. Gene Ontology annotation, molecular function: DNA replication origin binding; ATP hydrolysis activity. NCBI's taxonomy places the organism in Eukaryota, Fungi, Ascomycota, Dothideomycetes, Dothideales, Saccotheciaceae. Bases 47 to 1933 code for a protein of 628 amino acids. Gene Ontology annotation, cellular component: nucleus. The transcript is spliced from 2 exons.
CACAAUCUUAUCAUCACGGUCGCGCCUCCCGCAAAUAUCACUAGACAUGCCAGCGUCCGUCCUCGGCAAGCGUACCCGGAGUUCAACAAAUGCAUCAGACGCCGGAAUACAAACGAGGGCAAAGCGCCGCGAGACACUGGUGGUGGGAAACGACGAAAACGACAACCCAUUCUUCAACCCAGUAUCCUCUCCCGUGACACAACCAAAGUCCACUCCUUCGAAACCUGUAACGGCAUCGCCGAAUAAGAUCAGCGCCCAUUUUUCUGUUUCGAAGACCAACAAGCCAUCAUCCAUUCCUGCAAAGUCGAGUCCGCUUGCUACACCACAAACACCGAGACAUCGCGAUGCCCUUGCCUCAAAAAUCACCAUCACACCCAGACAUCAACAUCUCAUCGCUAGCAAUUCCUCGAGUCCUCGCAGCCCAUCCACCCCUUCAAACGCCGCCAACAAUGUCUACAACCAAGCUCGUCAGAUCUUUGCGAGAUGUACAGAUCCAGGUGUCUUAGUAGGAAGAGAAGAAGAGAAGGAGCAGCUGUCCACGUUCAUCUCGGACCGUCUCAACUCUGGCGAAGGUGGAUGCCUAUACAUCUCAGGCCCUCCAGGAACUGGAAAGAGUGCUUUCGUGGGAGAUGUCUGUCAAGAGUUCACUUCGGCUGUGAACCAGAGAAUGGCCAUCUCAACCGUCAACUGCAUGAGUAUCAAGACAGCUAAAGACCUGGCCAAUACCCUGUCAAAAGACCUCGAUCUCAACAGUCUGUCUGGACGCGCUGCAGACUUCGACUUCCUGCGAGCCAACUUCUUCGAGCAAGGGAAGAAGUAUGUUGUCAUUCUGGACGAGAUUGACCGCCUUGUGGAUCUAGAUCUCAAGUUGUUGUACAGCCUCUUCGAAUGGUCCAUGGAGCCUUCUUCGAGCCUCAUUCUUAUCGGAAUUGCCAACGCCCUUGAUCUGACUGACCGAUUUCUGCCUCGUCUGAAGUCGCGCAAUCUCAAGCCGAAUCUCCUGCCAUUCAUGCCUUAUAACGCUCCUCAAAUCGCCCACAUCAUUACAUCGAAGCUCAAGUCAUUGGACACUUCGCCAUCAGACCCCAACUUCAUUCCAUUCUUACAUCCCGCAGCUAUUACAUUCUGUUCCAAGAAGGUCGCCUCGCAGACUGGCGAUCUGAGAAAAGCCUUCGAUAUUUGUAGAAGAGCUGUCGAUAUGGUCGAGUCGGAGACAAAGGUCGAGCAAGCACGUAUCCGUCUGCAAGAGAGAAGCCCUUCCAAGACACCUCUAAAGGAGAACAUGAACCUUGCGUCUCCCGCUGUCAAGUUGGCUGCCUUCCAAAAGUCUGCUCUCAAGGACCCUCGCCAAACCACUCUCUUCUCAUCAAUCAGCCAUCUCACUCUCGAAAAUGCACCCAGAGCUACAAUCGCUCAUGUCGCCAAAGUCACGGCUGCUGUCUUUAGUAACGGCGCAUCCCAACGUCUGGCCUCUCUCAACCUGCAGCAGAAAGCUGUACUCUGUGCUCUAUCUGCACUUGAGAAGAAGAAGCGCGAGGCACCCAGCGUAGUCACCUUCCCAAUGACUCCUUCCAAGCACGCCAACUCUGCACCCACAAUUAGACAAUUGUAUGAAGCCUACAGCACGCUAUGCAACCGCGAGAACCUGCUUCACGCACUCACCAGCAUUGAGUUCAGAGACGUAGUCAGUGGUCUGGAGACACUUUCUCUUGUAUCUGCUGUAGAGGCAAAGGGUGCUUCGUCAUUCUCGAUGCCAUUGACUCCUUCUCGCACACCUAGCAGAAGAUCAAAGUCUGGCUUCACUGGCGCGGCUACUGGUGAUGAUAGACGAAUGGCUGCUUGUGUCGGUCAUUCUGAGUUGAUCUCGGCUCUCAAAGGCCCUGGAAGCGAUAUUCUCAAAGAGAUGAUCGAAGGCGAUGGCAUUGUCGCAUAAGAUCUGUUUUUUGUUUUGUUCAGACAUCUUUGCAUGUCCUGUAUCUUUGCUUUUACUUUUCUGUUUUUCUUACACAUUGUUCCAACAUUAGCGAUUGCAUGGCGCAGGGGGAUUAUCUUUCUUCAUGACCACAAGGUCCAGGUAUGAAGUGUAUCAUGAUGUGUUUUGGACGAGGAGGAAAGGGAAAAGACGUAUUUUAGCUGGACUGAAUGGCUUCUAUCACGAAGAUGAGAACGAGGAAAUAGAUAGAGUAGAGUAGAGCUCUUCAUGAGCUGAGAAGAAAUCACAAUGACAAUCUUCACAAC